AUGUCACAAUCAGCUGGAUACACUCAACCCGGCCCCGCGGGCUUUCCUGUCCAAGCACCGUACUACACACAACACCCGCAAUCCCAACCUUCGUUCGGCUACAACGGAGCUCCUCCUUCACAAUAUUCUCCGUUUGCGACCCAGUCGCACGGCUAUCCGCCCCAGUACACGCACCACCAGCAAGCACCGCAGCAAGUACAGAGCCCAUCAGACCAGCAGCUGUAUCAGUCGCAGCCGCAGCCGCAGCAGCAGCAGCAAUACGCACAAACACCACAAGAUCCAGCUCAGAGUGGGCAGCAAGACGCACCACGUACACAGGUUGACAAGGCCACCGAUCCUCUCGGAUGGGCGCUGGCUCACUAUGGCAGCCCAUUCGCCUACUCGAAGGACUGGCGUGCAACUCCAUCCGACGUUGAGCUCACCGGUCUACCACAGCAAAAGCUGGCGUUGCGCAUCAAGCAGCGCUUUGCGCGUUCGCCAGGCGAUGUCUGGAGCGAGCUGCCACCCAGCUUUGGCCGUCCUCCACAGCAGGGCUGGAGCUAUGCUGCUUUUCAGCCUUUUUCGCUUCCUGUUGCUGGCGAGCAGCUUGCCGAUGGCUUCAAACCCAUCUACAUUGGCCGCGUACUCGCCGAUCACGACGUCUCAGCUGCCGACUGGGCGCGCUUUUUGGAAGAUAUCUCAGUAGCUGGUAGGAUGACUGGCGGUCAGCAGAUCAUUUCCCAGGUGGCACCCAUCACUAUGCAUCUUGGGGCCACAGGCUACUUUGUCACCAAGGCGAUUGAAAAACGUAUGAAGAACAAGAAAGCGCCCGUAAUUGCUGAGACCAUCGAGAUGUGGCAACAAAACUUUUUCCUUCGUCGCGGUCUGGACGUCUAUGUUCAAGAUACCACGGGCAGGAUCACUGGCUAUGCUCCCGGACAGCCUCUGCCUGGCUCCAACUCCGCCAAGCCUGUCGAGCUCGAAGCCCAAAGUGGCGACGAUUCCGACGAUGACAGCAGUGACUCGGACGCUCAACACGCAGAAAAAACUCGCAAGGAGAAGAAGCAGGAGCGCAGAGAACGCAAAAAGAAGCGCAGGGAGGAGAAGAAGCAGAAAAGGAAGGAUAAGAAGAAGCCACAGUUCUACCUCAUCGUUGCACCCUACCAGCCCAUGUAA
Molecule: messenger RNA, 1155 nt
Organism: Mycosarcoma maydis (corn smut)
Lineage: Eukaryota; Fungi; Basidiomycota; Ustilaginomycetes; Ustilaginales
Exons: 1
Coding region: 1-1155 (384 amino acids)
Source: RefSeq, a predicted model, not a curated record